GGAGGGAGGAGUCAACCGGGGGAAGGAGCCCCUGGAGUUGCACACUUCGUCCUCUCUUUUCGAACAAAAAAAAAAAAAAAAAAGAGAAAAGGAAAACACGAGCACCCAAAGCGACUACAGCAGUCCGACGUGCACGCUCUUCUUCCUCUUCGUCUUCUUUUUCAUUUCUUUCUUUUCUUUUUUUGUUUUUGUCUGCACACUUUUUUUUCUCUUUUUUGGAGGAGCGAGCGGGCUGCGGCGGAUGCUAGUUUGUCCGACGGCCCUUAAAGGCAGCAAAGAAGAAGACACGAAAGAAGAAGAAGAGGAAGAAGAAGAAGAAGAAGAGGAGGAGGAGGAGAAGAGGGAGAACGUUGGGUGGGAGGGGGGGGGACCGACUCCGGGCCGCGUCGUUUGGGAGUUGCGGCGUGGAGGAGAAAAGAAAGCGGAAAAGAAGGAGAAGGAGAAGGAGAAGGAGGAGAAAGAGGUCCCGGGGCUCAUCCAGAGGCGCGUCUGCACCCCGCUUGAAGAGGGGACCGACACCCCCCCCCCCCAAGCGCCCUCAAAAGUGCACAGAAAGACACCCAAACAAACAAAAUCCUCCCUCGUUUCAAGAAAACGACAACAAUUUUGCGGCCGGAGCAACAACCCGGCGCGUCUCGAUCGUCGACGGCAACAUCCCGGAGCAAACGCGGAAGAGCAAAACAACGCUUACGCUUCAUUUUGAGUGUAAUUCCACGUUGGGAAACUCGCGGGCCGUGGGCCGUGUGGAGAAGGAAUCAAAAGCGCCCCGGCAAAAUUUAUUGAGCUGGCUGACGGCGUUAUCGCGUCUCCAUGCGGUGCUGAGGAAUGAGCAUUCGCCAUGGAAACCCAGUCCCAGGCCAGUUCCGCAGCUGAGAAGAAGAAGAGGGUGGAGACCAUCGUAGCGACCAAAGGCUCGUCGGCGCGCAAUGACAUCAGCGAGAAGGCGGUGGCCUCCAGCACCACGUCCAACGAGGAUGAGAACUCGGGCCCGCCGUACCACCACCACCACCACCACCACCACCGCGAGAGGCGCAACGCCCUGAGCGCUGAGCGCAGCGUGACCGAGGAGCCGUCCACGUCCACGGAGGAGCGGCCCUCGCUGCUCAAGAAGGAGAUCCACGGCUCCCUGCCCCACCUGCCCGAACACGCGCUGCCCUACCGGGGGACCCUCUUCGCCAUGGACCCCCGCAACGGCUACCUGGACUCGCACUACCCCGCACCUCAGUUCUUCCCGGCGUUCCACCCGCCGGUGCCCAUCGACGACAGGCACACGCAGGGCCGCUACAUCUACGAGCCGUCGCCCGUGCCCCCUCUCCACGUGCCCCCGGCGCUGGCGGGCAGCCCGGCCUUCUCGGACAUCUCCCUCAUCCGCAUCUCGCCGCAGCGGAACCCGUCGGUGGGGGCCGAGUCCCCCUUCCACCCUUCGCACCCGUACAUCAACCCCUACGUGGACUACCUCCGGUCCCUGCAGCCCCUCGCCAGCCCCUCCAUCUCGGUGCUGUCGGCCACCCGAGGCCUCAGCCCGGCUGACGCCCCCCACGCAGGCCUGACGCCCUCCGAGUACUACCACCAGAUGGCCCUGCUGGCGGGCCACCGCAGUCCCUACUCGGCCGACCUGCUGCCCUCCGUGGCCGCCUCGGCCGGCUCGGGGGCCGCCGGCGCCCUGCACAUGGAGUACCUGCAGGCCAUGGACAGUUCUCGCUUCCCGAGCCCGAGGCUGCCGUCGAGGCCCAGCAGGAAGCGGCCGCUGCCCAUCUCGCCGCUGUCGGAGCACAGCUUCGACCUGCAGACCAUGAUCCGCAACUCGCCCAACUCGCUUGUCACCAUGCUCAAUAACUCGCGCUCCAGCUCAUCCACCAGCGGAUCCUACGGACACCUGUCGGCCGGAGCCAUCAGCCCCGCGUUGAGCUUCGCCUACCCGCCGACGCCGGUGGCGCUGCACAUGCACCAGCAGCUGAUGGGCCGCCAGCCGGGCAUGGUGGGCUCCGCCUUCGGCCACAGCCCGCCCCUCAUCCACCCGACGCCGGCCUUCGCCACCCAGAGGCCCGUGUCGGGCUUCACGGCCGCCGCCGCCGCCGCCGUCGCCGCCGGCCUGGGCGCCGGCGAGCGCUCGGCCGUCACCGGUGACUCCUCGCAGAUGAAACCCACCAGCGAGUCUGCGGUGAGCAGCACCGGCGACCCGAUGCACCACAAGCGCUCCAAAAUGAAGCCGGAGGAGGAGAUGCCCAGCCCGGGAGCGCUCAGUAUCCAGGAUCACCCCGACGGCAUGACGCUGGUCAAGGAGGAGGGCGACAAGGACGAAGGCAAACAGGAGCCCGAGGUGGUCUACGAGACCAACUGCCACUGGGAGAACUGCUGCCGCGAGUUCGAUACCCAGGAGCAGCUCGUGCAGCACAUCAACAAUGACCACAUCCACGGGGAGAAGAAGGAGUUUGUGUGCCGAUGGGAGGACUGCUCCAGGGAGCAGAAGCCCUUCAAGGCCCAGUACAUGCUGGUGGUCCACAUGCGGCGGCACACCGGCGAGAAGCCUCACAAGUGCACGUUCGAGGGCUGCGCCAAGGCUUAUUCCCGUCUGGAGAAUCUCAAGACUCACUUGCGCUCGCACACGGGCGAGAAGCCGUACGUGUGCGAGCACGAAGGCUGCAACAAGGCCUUCUCCAAUGCCUCGGACCGAGCCAAGCAUCAGAACCGCACGCACUCAAACGAGAAACCCUACGUAUGUAAGAUCCCCGGCUGCACCAAACGGUACACCGACCCCAGCUCCCUGCGCAAGCACGUGAAGACGGUGCACGGGCCCGAGGCGCACGUCACCAAGAAGCAGCGCGGCGACUACCCGCGGCCCCCCGUGCAGCCCCGGGAGCCGGGCGCCAACGGCCAGGGACACUCGCCCGGGCAGCUGGGAUUGGCCGGCUACGCGGACCAAAGGGAAUACAGCAACCAUGUUACCUCCAAGCAGGACGACUGUCUACAGGUCAAGUCCAUCAAGACAGAGAAGCCCAUGACGUCUCAGCCAAGCCCUGGCGGUCAGUCUACAUGCAGCAGUGACCAGUCCCCCGUCAGCGCCUAUCCCAGCGGUGGAGUCCAGUUUACUGUGAGCGCCGGACGCUCACCAGGGGAGGGGCUGGACGAGGAGGACGAGGAGGACGAAGAGGAGGAAGAGGCGGAGGACGGCUGCCGAGGCGGGCCGGCGCCCAUCAUGGACUCCACCGUCUCCACGGCGACGGCAGCCACGCUGACCCUGCAGGCGAGGCGCAGCGUGGGCCGCCCCCUGCGCUGGAUGGAGCACCUGAAGAUGGAGAGGCUGAAGCAGGUGAACGGAGCGAUGCCCAGGCUGGGCCCCCUGGCUCCCACGCCGCCCCCCAAAGGGUCGGUGCUCGCCACCAUCCAGGGGAAGGGAUCCUGUCUGGGCAAGCAGUGGGCGUCAUCCGCGCCGCAGCCCCCCGUUCACCCCGAGCUGGGCGGCACGACCGAGUUAACGGUGCUCAACUUGCUCCGUGACCGGCGCGACAGCAGCGGGAGCGCCGCCAGCUCGGCCUACCUGAGCAGCAGCCGGCGCUCGUCGGGCAUCUCGCCGUGCUUCUCCAGCCGCCGUUCCAGCCAGGCGUCCCAGAGCGAGGGCGCGGCGGGCGCGGCCCAACACCGCCGCCUCCACAACCUCAGCUCCACCGACUCGUACGACCCCAUCUCCACCGACGCUUCCCGCCGCUCCAGCGAGGCCAGCCACUACGGAGGCGGAGCGGCGGGGAGCGGCGGCAUCCUUUCGGGCGGCGUCUGCGGGAAUGUCGGAGCGAACGGAGACGGAGGAGGCUCCCGCGGCGUACUCGCUUUAACCCCCGCGCAGCACUACCACCUAAAGGCCAAGUACGCCGCGGCAACGGGCGGCCCGCCGCCCACGCCGCUCCCCAACAUGGAGCGCAUGAGCCUCAAGGCUCGCAUGGCCAUGAUGGACGAAGGCGGCAGCGGCAGCGGCCAGCAUCUGCCGCCGCUCGUCGCUCCUCACCGCUGCAGCGAGGCCGCCAACGGGCAUUCGGGCUACAGGAGGAGGGGGUUCUUCCCCGGCGAGGGGCCCGCGCCGCCCAACCGCAGGGCCAGCGACCCGGCUCGGACGCAGCCUUCGGACGUUUGCGCUUUGCCCCCCGUGCAGCGCUUCAACAGCCUGAGCAACCUUCACCCUCUCCCGCCUCUCGCCCAGCACCAGGCGCCGCCCGUCGACACGCGCAACCUGAGCCUGCAGAAUUACACUCGCUCUGAGGGCAACCUGCAGCGGGGUCCGCAACACUCCGCCUACACCCCCAGCAUCGCGGAGCACGCCGCUUUGGAAGCUCUGGCCAUGGAGGGCGACGGGGAGGCGUACUCUCUACUCGGGGAUGAAGAUAUACUUCCCGAUGACAUGGUGCAGUAUCUCCGCUCUCGAGCCCAGGCAGACAGCGGACCCUACCUGCACAGCGAGGGCCAGAUAGUCUCUGGCGGAAGGGAGAUCUCACAACAGUCCGUGGGGGGCGCGGAGGGGAUGAACUUCCAGGCCAACCCCUGCCUCCAACAGCAGCAGAUGGUCCAGAGGAGGAGCCCCAGCUUGCUUCCCAUCCAGUGGAACGAAGUGAGCUCCGGUAGUGCCGACCCCUCACCGCAGAGGGAUGGCAACUGCGCGAGGUGGUCCGGCGGGCAGGCCCAGGCGGCCGAGCCUUUCGGCAGGUUCGGAAACAUGGUGGUGCAGCAGAAUGCGCCGCUAGGUUUUCACAACAGUUGCUCCCAAGGCCCCGCGGUGGUGAAGCUGGAGACGCCCCCCAACUCGUGUAUGGAGCUGCGAGGAGCCGCACACAAUGGCUUUGCCAGGCCCCACUUCCCGAAGACCGUGGAUGGACCGCUUGUGCACCAGGCCUCCAGAAUGCAGAACCACUUUCAGCAGAACCUUAACAGCAGAGUCCCCUGCCACACCCUGACUCGGUCUUCCAUAGACAAUCUCCCGAGCCUGUCCCAUGACAGAGUCCUUCAUCCCAAUCAGGAAGGCCCACGGCCGCCCGCCAACGCUUACAGGAACUUGGUGAGGAACCAGCUCAACCCCAGAAGCUGCACUGCAGUUCCGCAGGAUUUGCAGAACGGUGGGACCCUCUGUUCCCUCAAAACGGAGGCCUCGGAACACGGGUACCUCCAACCGGUCUUCAGCGAUCCCAUUUCCUUCCAGCCAACGGAUCUCAAGGCAGCCCCGUUCCCAUCCCUGGAAGACCACUACUUGCUGGACUCCUUAGAUGCCGGGAACGGUCCGGGCGACUCCGUCUCCCUCUUGUCUCCCGCGUCCGACCUCGUGAGCAGUACUGUGGAGGCCGCGACAGCGCCCGGCGCGGCGUUGGACGACGGCGUCGCUCUGGACUUUGGCGCCAUGAUGGAGGACGGCUUCGACCAAGGCAGCCUGAUUUCGGGCCCGUUGAGCCCCUCCAUUUUCCAAGGUCUGUCCAGGACCUCGUCGCGUUUGACCACCCCCCGGGCGUCGGCCACCUUCCCGGCCGCCGUGGCCCCCGGCGCCAACAACAUGGCCAUUGGCGACAUGAGCUCCCUCCUCAGCAGCCUCGCCGAAGAGAGCAAGUUUCUCGCCAUCAUGCAGUAG
Messenger RNA from Syngnathoides biaculeatus (alligator pipefish), 5602 nucleotides. It is a transcript of the gene gli3, whose product is annotated as GLI family zinc finger 3. Bases 839 to 5602 code for a protein of 1587 amino acids. The record is from RefSeq and is a predicted model, not a curated record. Gene Ontology annotation, biological process: regulation of transcription by RNA polymerase II; smoothened signaling pathway. NCBI's taxonomy places the organism in Eukaryota, Metazoa, Chordata, Actinopteri, Syngnathiformes, Syngnathidae. Gene Ontology annotation, molecular function: DNA-binding transcription factor activity, RNA polymerase II-specific; RNA polymerase II cis-regulatory region sequence-specific DNA binding. Gene Ontology annotation, cellular component: nucleus. The transcript is spliced from 17 exons.